AGGAGAAGUUGGGUGGAGCAUAACCUCAUCUGACCCCCAGAAGGGAUAGCACAAACCACUCACAAGUAAUGGCCUCCAGAUACUCGAGGCUCGAGGACGACCUGUCCUGCCCCCUCUGUGGAGAGAUCUUCCAGCAGCCCGUGGUCCUGGUGUGCAGGCACCGCUUCUGUAAAUCCUGCUUGGAAGGUGCCUGGGACGGGGACGAGGAGAACUGCGCCUGCCCCUUGUGUUGCCUUCCGUCCUCCAUGGACCAGCUGGUUGUGAACGCCAUGCUGCAGAGGACCUGCGAGUCUUUCAUCCUGGAGCGGAAGAAGGGCGAUCCUCGGGCAUGCCAGGAGCAUGGAAGUACGCUGACCCUCUUUUGCUUGGAGGAACUGCUGCCCGCUUGCGAGGUCUGCAAGUCGGUGCCCCGCCACGCGGGUCACAGGUUGUACUCUUUAGGUGAAGCUGCGGACGACUGUAAGGAGGAGCUUAAGACUGCCCUGAAACCACUCAAAGAGAAGCUGAAGCUCUACACAAAAGCCAAACAGUCUGCUGAUGAAGUGGCAGAGCAUAUAAAGGCCCAAGCUGAGCACACUGAGAAACAAAUUAGGGAAGAGUUUGAGUCAAUUUACAACUUCCUGCGGGAGGAAGAAGCUGACAGGAUUAAGCUCCUGAAAGAGGAGGAGAAGACGAAGAGCCAAAUCGUAAACGACCGCAUCACAGACAUAUCCACUGAACUGGCCUGCAUUGCAAACACCAUCAGAACAGCCGAGCAGGAGAUGAGAUCAGAGGAUAUACCAUUUUUAAAGAAUUAUAAAGACACCAUUAAAAGAACCUGGCGUGAACCAUUGUGUCCAGAGGUGCUCUCAGGAUGCCUUAUUGAUGUUGCAAAGCACUUAGGCUCUUUGAAGUUCAAAGUCUGGGAGAAAAUGAAGACUAUUGUCAAAUUCACUCCCGUAACCCUGGACCCCAACACGGCAGCCCACUGUUUCCUUCUGUCCAAAGACCUGACCACGGUGCAGUGCCUCACGCAGACCUUCAAGCUCCCCGACAACCCCGAGCGCUUUGACGUCAGCGCCGAGAUGCUGGGCUCCGAGGGCUACCGCUCCGGCCGGCACACCUGGGACGUGGAUGUCAAGGGCAACACCUACUGGGUGAUCGGGGUGGCCAGCGAGUCCAUCAACCGCAAGGGCAAGCACGUGCUGACGCCUUCAGAGGGCUUUUGGACCAUUCGCUUUCGCAACGGCGAGUACAAGGCUUGCUCGGCUCCGUGGUCGCCACUGACGAUGAGCAAGGACCCGCUGGCCAUCCGGGUCAUGCUGGACAUGGACAGGUCAAAGGUGACAUUCUACGACCCACGGGAGAGGACGCCCCUCUACUCGUUCACUGACAUCAUCAGCCCGAGGGUGUACCCUUACUUCUGUUCGGCGUGCAAGGAUCACCCCCUGAGGGUUAUGCCCGUCAGGCUGUCUGUGACAGUGGACCGCUAGACGCUGUCCACAGAAUCUCCUAUAUGCAUCUCUCAUGCAACCUCUUCUGAUCAUUAGAGUCACAAUCAGAAUCAGAAUCAGCUUUAUUGGCCAGAUUUGCUUAAACAAAUUAUUUGACUCUUUGCUCUCAAAGUACAACAUUUAACAAAUAACAUAAAAAUGUAUACAGUAUGUACAUUUGCAAAUAUAUAGACACUAUGGGACACUAUGGGUUAGUCAGGUCAAGUGAAAUCAAGUCACUUCUCAUUUAUGUAGCACCUACUCCCCACUAUGGGACUUGAAUUUCCCCUUGGGGAUCAAUACAGUAUCUAUCUUUCUAUCUAUCUAUCUAGACACUAUGGGUUAGUCAGGUCAAGUCAAAUCAAGUCAAAUCAAGUCACUUCUCAUUUAUGUAGCACUUACUCCAAAGUGCUUUCCCUGUGGAGGCAAGUAUGGAAUUGACAAUGGAAAUAUACCUGUGAAGAAGGCAGAAUAAUGUCCUGAGCAAUAAUUCACCAAACAUGCUAAUUUCGACUCACCAGUUAUUAUGGGCUAUCCUGCCAUUUACGAUGUAUGUGUAUAAGGUAGGCCAGGUCAUGUGGAAUACAUGUAUAUUCCAUAAUUUGGAUUUUUGAGUGGUUGGUUAUUAGAGAGUAGAGAAAGUUAGAUAUUCAGUAUAAUUCAGGGUUAAUACCACAAAUCCAACUUUAUUCUCAUUACCUGGGAAGUAUGAGAGUUCAUUCAGAAUGUAUAAUAACAGACGAUUAACGGAUUUUAUUAUGCAUGUAACCACUCAUCUGGAAAAAAAAAACAUUUUGUUUUUGUUUUCAAAUGCAUUUGUAUGCAUGGACACUGAGUACUGAAGACUAUUUUUGUUUGUCAGUUUGCAGUAUAUUUAUUUUCGCUGAUUGCCUGCUAUUAGGUGACUGGGUUUCAUUAACACAGAGUUGAAAGAGCAUUCUGAUUUCAUUGUUAGGUGUGUGUUGUACGUUAGUGAUUCAUUUACAGUUAGUUUAGAGUUCUUGUUAUCCAUUCAGUCUUAAAUCUUCAACUGUUUCCCUAAACUCAUUCCCACUACCUGUCAGAUUCUGCCUGUAACUUGUCCUUUAGGCCUUUCACACUCUGAGGUUAAGUGUCAAGGUCAUUCAAGCCUGUAGUCUAAUAGUAAUAAAACUAAGUACAAAAACAUCAAAGCCCAGAGCUACUUCACCCAAAGGAUACACAGGAUGAGUGUCUUGAUGAAACUGUUUACUGAGCGAAAACUCUCGGUCUUACUUUGCUCGCCAGGCAGCUACUGCACUACACUGGGGGCAUGUCCAUGAGCCCCUAUGUUCAUGCCCCCAGAGUGUAGUGCUGUAGCUGCCUGGCUGCUUUAGCCGUUGAAACGGGCAACUGGAGCU
Messenger RNA from Sardina pilchardus (European sardine), 2851 nucleotides. RefSeq names its product tripartite motif containing 35-13 (gene trim35-13). Gene Ontology annotation, molecular function: protein binding; ubiquitin protein ligase activity; zinc ion binding. The transcript is spliced from 6 exons. The coding region runs from base 69 to 1472 and encodes 467 amino acids. The record is from RefSeq and is a predicted model, not a curated record. Lineage: Eukaryota; Metazoa; Chordata; Actinopteri; Clupeiformes; Clupeidae. Gene Ontology annotation, biological process: protein ubiquitination. Gene Ontology annotation, cellular component: cytoplasm.